Molecule: messenger RNA, 1108 nt
Organism: Balaenoptera musculus (blue whale)
Lineage: Eukaryota; Metazoa; Chordata; Mammalia; Artiodactyla; Balaenopteridae
Gene: PRR19
Product: proline rich 19
Exons: 2
Coding region: 1-1092 (363 amino acids)
Source: RefSeq, a predicted model, not a curated record
AUGGACCCCAGGGGGCCAGCCCCCAAGCCUUUCCAGCGGCCUGAGAAACCUGGUCGUGUCCGCCGUCGGAAGACCAGGCGGGAGCUUAACGAGGCCCUGGCGGGCAGUCGCCGGCCAUUGGCCCAUCACGAUCCUCCCGUGGCCAGUCGGGAUCCUCAUGUGGUCCUCCGGAAUUCUGUGGUGCCUGCUGCCCCCAAGCUCGUGGUCAUAACCCAGGGGCGCCUGAGCCGGGAGCACCGGGGUCUCUUCAACCACGAGGUGAAAUCUCUGGACGUGGCACGGCUGCUUAGCAGUGGGUCCCUGGAGUCAGGCACCCCUGCACUCCCCACCAAGUCCUCCCCAAGCCCAGGCAGGGCCCAAGAACCAGCCCCACCGUCAAGGGGCAAGGAAAACCAGGUGCCUGGAGCCUCGGGCCCAGGCCCACCUAGUCCCCCCCAGCUCCCUGGCUUGGGGCAGCUGCUGAGGGAGCUGCAAUGCCAGCUGAUUCUGCCACAGGCCUUCCCCAGGAGGAACCUAGUACAAGAGGCCAGGGAUGCCAUCGUGGGCACCUUACAGGCCUGCCAUGGCUGCGUGCCUGACCUUACUCUGGUGCUCCGGGGCUGCCAGCCACACUUGCCAGGGACCAAGCCUAGGGGCCCUGAGAGACAAAGGAUGACACCCUCCUGGAUCAACAGCCCUGAGGAGGCCCCAGGGGAGGGGAGGCAGAGGAGGCGAGAGGGGACAAAGGAGCUCACCUUCGCCAUGUCUCACACCGCCAGCACUUCUACUGUGUACCGGGUGAACCUGGCACCACCUAAAGGUCCCUGGCCACCCCCAUUGUCCCCAUUGCCUUCGCCAUCUGGGGCGGCCUGCGGCCCCCCAACAGCCUUUGAUCUGCUGAAAAGCAUCUGGCUGGUAGACACACCUCCCCCUCCCCGGCCCUGGGGGAUUGGCCCACCACAACCCCUGCCUCAGCCACCAUCACCCUUGUUGCCCCGAACCUCUGCCCUGGACUGGAGCCCCAGCCCCCCUGCCCCACUGCCCAGCCUCUCCUGGGUGGUGGCCCAGAGCAGCCCAGGGGCCUGGUGCUUUCCACCCAUGAGACUGUACUGAGCAGGCUGAGGCUGGG